Messenger RNA from Aspergillus caelatus, 2418 nucleotides. Its product is annotated as putative C6 transcription factor. The record is from RefSeq and is a predicted model, not a curated record. Gene Ontology annotation, cellular component: nucleus. NCBI's taxonomy places the organism in Eukaryota, Fungi, Ascomycota, Eurotiomycetes, Eurotiales, Aspergillaceae. Gene Ontology annotation, biological process: DNA-templated transcription; positive regulation of transcription from RNA polymerase II promoter by galactose. The transcript is spliced from 4 exons. Gene Ontology annotation, molecular function: zinc ion binding; RNA polymerase II cis-regulatory region sequence-specific DNA binding; DNA-binding transcription factor activity, RNA polymerase II-specific. The coding region runs from base 1 to 2169 and encodes 722 amino acids.
AUGUAUACGCUUUCUGCCGGGGGUGGCAUUUACGAAGAAAUAUGGCGUUUGAAUCCGAAAGGGGGCCGCAUCUCCAUAAAAAUGUCGACAAAGUCUGACCUAAAAGCAAACGAUGUCAUACAAUUCGAGUAUGAAAUGAGCGGCGAUAAGGUCUACUGGGAUGUCUCAUGCGCUGACCUCCACCAACCCUCUGAGUUCACCAAGCGUGGGUUUUCCGUUCAGCCCUCAUCCAAUGACUGCCCCCCCAUCAGCUGCGCUGCCGGUGAUGAGCAGUGUUCUCAAGUUCGCCCUUGGCGUCUUCAAGAAUAUGAACAACUUUGGCAGGAUAUGGAAAAGGCCUGGAGGACGUACCUCCCUACAGUGGAUUUGCAAGAAGCACUUCGAACUGUACGAGAGAGCCGCCAGGUAGCACCGGUAAAUACAAGCCAGGAUACCAAGCUCAGUACUGAGGUGGAACACCAUACUGAGCAACUGCCGACAAACUUCACCGAACACAGCAAUGCAGAGGACUAUGAAUUUGACGAAUCUCAAGACUUCGAUAACUCAAUCGACGGUAUGGGCUUUUUAACUGCUGACCCGCAUAAGGCCGGAUAUACAGGGCCACAGUCUGGCAUAGCUGCGUUGAAAUUCCUACAGUCUCUUCCGCUGUACCUUCCACUGAAUAGCGUAAACACUCCCUCGUCAUUGGACGAGGAUGAUUUUCCCGCUGCGCGAUCCCAGUCAAUGGCUACAGUUAGCCGUUAUAUUGAUGACUAUUUCGCUCUUUAUCAUCCCGCGUAUCCCAUCUUACAUGAAGGGACUUUUCGUGCGCGAAUAUCAGGUGCCCUGGCUAAACCGCGGGACGGUUCGUGGCCGCUAUUAUAUAAUACAGUUCUCGCCAUCGGUGCAUUCGUUGGCGAUUCAAAUGCGACUAAAUGUGACAUCCCUUUCUACAAGGAAGCGCGUAGACAUUUAACGAUGGAUGUCCUCGAGAAAGGGUCUUUGAGCUACGUGCAAGCUAUUGUUAUAAUGGCUAAUUAUUUGCAAAAGCGCAAUAAGCCUAACGCGGGGUUUAUUCUUAUUGGCAUUGGCUUCAGCAUGGCUCUUGCUAUCGGCUUGCACCGCGAGUUCGGCAUGCCAAGCACAUCACCUUUUACCAUGGAGAUCCGCCGACGCGUUUGGUGGACACUGUUUGUUUUCGUUUCCGGGGCUCAGCUGACUCUCGGGAGGCCUGCAGUGUCCUUAGUUGGAGUGAAUAUUCGCCUCCCAGCAAACCUGGAUGACCAGGAUAUUGCGGUCGACAUGGAGCAUUUGCCUGAGUGCAAGCCUGGGCCCACUAUCACAUCUGCUCUAAUUGCUCAAGUGAAGCUAGCUAAGAUUGCAAAUGCCGUUCAGGUGGAGCUUCUUACGCACCACGUUCCAAGAUAUGAGAAAGCUUUGAAACUCGAAGAGAGUAUCGGGAAUUGGUGGAAGGACCUGCCCUCUUAUUUCAACCAAGAUGUCAACCUGGAACCACAUUUGGAGUUGCCCAAGAGGGUUCUUCUAUGGAGGUCUUUUCACCUCCGUAUCGUUCUCAACCGGCCCUUUUUAUUCGAAGCUAUAGCUACGCGAUCAGCCAUCAGUACAUCAGAGGGCCCGAUCAAGUCAUGCCUCGCUGCAGCUGACGAAUGUGUCACGUCUAUAUGUGGAUUCCUCAAUCAUACGGAUAGUAGGAAACGAGGUCUCGCAUGGUAUGCGACAUAUUGGUUGAUCACAGCGAGCUUUGUGCAGGCCACUUGUUACAUCUAUAGCCCCACUCAUACAAUGUCUCCGUCAUGGAAGGGGCAUCUCCAACAGGCUGUGGAUUGCCUUGAGAGUCUUGGGUCAUCACAUGAUAUGGCGUUCCGCGCACGGAAUGUAUUACAGAAGCUCCUCGAACAAGGUCAUGCUGUUGACUUAACCCAAAAUACUAGUCCGAAUCCAACAACGGCCUUGUCACGCCCUUCUCGUACCCUUUGGGCCCCACCGCCAGGUGCUCAAAAUCAAGCAAUAUACAACCCGUUAUCGAUGGGGCUAGAGGAUAGCUUUACGUGGUAUCCACAAGGCAUGUCUAAUGCGGAACUCCUGGAUGCGGCAGGAGGCUUCAUGAUUCAAAAUUUCUUCGAGGGCUCAGAAGGACAUUCAGGAACGAGUCCAUGGAUGCCAAUGUGAUCUACCAUCCGCUUAACACAUGAACCUUGGCUAUGGCUAUAUUCUGCGUCUUUCCGUCUAGAGACCCUGGGCUCAGCCAACAACUUGCCGAUGCGGGCACAUCGAUUACUGACGUAUGCAAUUAUCUGACACAUUAACUAAAAGUAUAUGCAUAGUAGCACACGGUGGACAGUAUACCAUUUGAACGGGCAGUUUAUUCUAUAAAACAUAGAUCGCUCGUUGCUAUGCUGUAUGGAGAACUACGCAAAG